This is a messenger RNA of Psylliodes chrysocephalus, 1667 nucleotides long. NCBI's taxonomy places the organism in Eukaryota, Metazoa, Arthropoda, Insecta, Coleoptera, Chrysomelidae. The record is from the annotation of a GenBank genome assembly.
UUCGUUCAUUAGAAUUGAGCUUCCCAUUUUAUAUCGAACCAUCGGAGUGUGAGGUUUUAUCUGAUAAUUUUAUUAUAGAUAAUUUUGCAAAGCAAAAAAUUCAGUCAAUAACUAGACGACCCUUGUACGCUGCUUUCAGUUUUUUGUUUUUCAAGCUUUGAUUUUAAAAAAUGGCUGAAGAAGUUCCACCGCCAAAUUACAAUCCUGACACAGAAUGUUUGUUUGAUAUCGAAGACUCAGAUUUAAGACUUCUAAGUGACCUGUACAAGGAAAACGAGCAGAAUCCUUAUGCGACCAGUUUACUAGAUAAUGGUAUAAGGAUUAGAGAUUUGAUGAAGGGUUAUCCAUUGAGAUUUAUGUCGCCUCUUGGAGUAUGGAAGGAUAGUGGAACUUUCAUCGCUAACAUAGAGUUCGACAGUUGCAUUGAAGUAGGCGUUUUUACUCUAAACCCCGAAGACGAAUAUUCCUACAACGACGCCAUCUUUUCCGGCUUAAAUUUUACGAAAAGGAUAAAUUUCGACAGCAACAAGCGACCAGUUAUCUUCAAAGAAAUUCACGAAAAACUCGUACCGCUCAUCAAAAGGAUUGUUAGGAAAAGAUUCUUGCAAAUUGAAAAGGAAGAAAAAUUUCACGUAUUUAAAAUGAUUAAGGAUGACGCUAUACAGCUUGAAGUUUCUAUCUCCGAGGAUGCUAACAUAGAAAUCAAACCUUUAAAUGCAAUUCAUUCAUUCGUAAUAAAGGAACACUGGCCGCAUCCCCUCAUAGGAGAAGACGAUAUUCCCUGCGCUCUAAUUGAUGUUAACGGAGGCUAUGGAAUUUUCCUGAAAUCCACCGGCCAACUGGUCUCGUGGGGCAUCAAAACCAUGAUGGGUCAAAUCGGAUUCGUUCAAACAUUAAAAGAAUUUCAAAGGAAAGGGUAUGCCUCCAUUAUCGUGAGAAAAUUUGCUAAAGAAUUCGCCAGUGAAGGGAUAAAUCCAUGCGCUAUUGUAGCUAUUGACGAUAUUGUUUCGCAUAACUUUUUCGAAAAUAAUGGUUUUAAAAAAGUUGGUUAUUGCCACAAUAUUUAUUUGAAAUUGAGAAAGAAUGCGCUUGCCACUGAUAAUUAUGAAGCUGGUGAAGGUACAAGUAAAAGUUAGACAUACGUUCUAAUUUUAUUUGUAUUGAAGCUAUAAUUCACUGGAAUAUUCUAUUUUAAAAAUAAUGUUUUGAUAUUUUAACUAUAAAAAGAAAUUUUUCUAAAUUAAAAUUUCAAUGCUGGUGGAUAUUCUAAAUUCUUUUAUAACAUAUUUUUUAAAGAAAUAGUUACAGUGUUUUAUAGCUUUUCUAUUAUAUUAGUAAUUAUCUCUCAUAUUUCAAGAAAUCUGUUUAUUCAGGGAACAAUUUCGUUUUAUAUUUAAAUGUAUUUUUGAUAAUUUAGUUUGUAAAUCAUUCGUAUAUGAUGUUUAUUAUUAUUAUUAUUAUUUUAGAACGCUAUAUACAUUUAUGUAUGCAUUAAAUCCAACAUAUAGUUAACUAAAAAACCCGGCCAACGUGAUUGUAAUUGUGUAAGUGUAAGUUUUAUGUGUAUCAUAAUUUUUACUAUAUUUUAAAUUCAAUAGAUGUAAGUUCCAAUUUAUGUAACUGUACUUGCUAAGAAUCUAUUUUAAUAUACAUAAUUUUAAUUCUUA